Molecule: messenger RNA, 4401 nt
Organism: Stylonychia lemnae
Lineage: Eukaryota; Ciliophora; Spirotrichea; Sporadotrichida; Oxytrichidae
Source: the annotation of a GenBank genome assembly
AUGCUUGAGAAAAAAUAAACCUUAUCUGAGAAACUACUUAGCCCAGAUCAACAUUUUACUGUGGCCAAGGAAUAUUCUCAGAUCGAAAUCAACCAAAACAAAGAAAUAUAUCCUAACUAUAUAAACUUAAAUGAUGUAAACGUUUGUGAAGAAGGCGUGAUUUAAUCAAACUAUGAUAAGCUACCUCAUUAUGCCUCAGCCUAUUUAGUAUAAAAUAACUCAUAAAUUCUAAUCAAUGGAGUUACAGAUCCCGGCACUGGUUAGGUAGGUUACGCUUAACUUAGAGACUUAAACACCUAUUAAGAGGUACAAAUGAAAAUUCUAGAUGUUGAACAUCAUGAUUUAUAAGGACAAAACAUCGGUAGAUAACUCAUAUAAUUUAAUGUCUCUCCUUGCAAAGAAUUCUUACUAUAUAGCAUCUAAUAGACAAGAAAAUAAAAAUAUGCCUUACAGAUUUGCAUUCACAAAAUCGACGAUUUUUUCGCAGGCAAACCACCAUCAGUUAAGAUUAUAAAAGAAGGAGAGAACGGCCUUUUCAAAAAUGUCAUAUUCGGACCCAAAGAUAAUAUUUUAUUUUCUCAAUAGUAAAAUGCUUAUGGAGUUGAAAAAAAUGCUAUUAAAAGUUGUGUCAUUUUUAAAUGCAAUUACAAAGAUAAUUAAAAUAAAGAGACAUAAAUAUUUGAUAUAUAAGAUUGGUGGAAAAAUGUGCCUAAAAGAGAGGUAGGAUCAGAUAAACCAAUGACUUAUAUAUCUCCAGAUGGCGUAUUUAGGUGCUUGAUUGGAUAUCCGGAUUUUGAAUUAAGUAACUAUUUUUAUGACAAUUGUCUAUUCGCGACAUAUCUAAAAGAGACUAGAACUUUAAUUUUUGAAGAAGAUUCACUAAAAGUCAAGAAAGAUAUAGACCAUGUCAUAUAUUUCAGUCCUGAGACAGAAUAUCUAGGCUACGAUUCUAAGUUUAAUCUCUUUCAAAUUAUAAAUUCUUAUGGAAUGACUACAAUGAAGAUUGGAGAAUUGAAGACACCUGAAGGAUAUAAGUUUUAAAGUUCAAAACCAAUUUUGCUAUAAAAUUCAAUAAUAAUGAAUGCAAAACAUUAAACAAGAAAUACUGGGGCUGUACUUGUUUAUGAUAAGCUGAGAUUUAAUCUUAUCAACCAAUAUGAAAUGAAAGAAUUCUAUAAGGAAUCAUAGAAUUUUAUAUUUUACGAUAAGGGAGUAUUAAAAUACUUGUCUAAUGAGUCGAAAAAAUUUCUUCAUUUGAAUCUAUACAACUCUAGAUUUUAUAAAGAGGAUGAUCUAGUCUUUCAACAAACAAAUUAUUUCAAAACUGAAAAUAAUAUUAUCGCCUAUCGAUGGGACAAUUAGCAUAUAGUCUAUGAUUUGGAAUAAAAAAUGAAACUAGUCACUCUACCUUCAUAACUUCAUUAUGAAAUGAGCUUAUUUUUAAAGCUUGGCACAUCUUUUUAUCUGAUUGGAACGAAUAGAAAAGAUCUAUUUCUAAUUCAGCAGGAUGAUACUUCCAUUUAUCAUCAACUUACUAUUGAUGGUGGGAAAUUCAAUGCUGAUAAUAUUUAGAUAAUUUCAAUUUCAAAUUCAGACAUAAGAUUAAUUGGAUUAUCAUCUGAUAAUUUUAUUUAAGUACUCAAUAUAAAUCUCAAAGAAUUUACCGCUUAAAUUGAGAAACUUAACUACUUUGAAGGAAUAAUUAAGAAAUUUAAGUAUAAUGAACCUCUCCAAGCCUUUAAAAAUGAUUAAACAGGCCAAAUUUUGAUUAUAAUUUCAGCGAAUCAGAUCUUAUACGCAUAUGAUUUUCACUAAAAAUAACAUAGAUAAGUAGAAAUCGACGAUAAAUUAAUAAACAUCACAAUAAGUUGGAAUGAUAAUGCUAUUUUUGGACUGGUUGAUAAUAAGAAAUCUGUUAAAGCAUAUGAUUUGCAGACACUUGAAAGUUUUCCCAAAUUAUCAUAUAUAAGUAAAGAUGAUAUAUAGAGAAUUACAAUGGCAAAGGACUAUCUUUUGCUUUAUUUAAGUGGUGAUGGACUAUUUGAAUUACUUGAAAUAAAGAACAAUUCAUUUACUUAAAAAAGAAUUAGAACUCUAAUUAUACCAGAGGAAACUCUUAAGCAUUUUCCAAGAAAUACUCAAAUUAUUCGAAGUCAAUAUGAUGGAAGUCUUCAGUAUUUUAAGUUAAGCACUGAGGACUAAGGAACGUAUUAAUUAAACACAUGGAUUUAAAAAUGCGAUCCACUUAAAACUAAUUAGACCAGUAAUUGCUGUAACUUGGAUUACCCACUUUUAUAGCUAGAUCAUCUUCCAAAUGCAAAAUAUGUCUUAAUAAACAAAAACAACGGAAUGAGUUUCUACCAUGAUUAAAGAGACAAAAGAAUAGGUUAUGUUAGCUCAUACUUUAACACAGAUGAAGUUGUCAAAAUAAAAGAAUCUAAACUUAAAAACAAUGAUACCUUGCUUACAGAAUUAAUCAACAUCGAUCCUUAUCUCAAAUUCUAUCCAGGAAUAGGAAAUAUUUUGAAUUAAAUGGCUUUAAGGCCUAUAAUUCUUGAGUUUAUUUCAAAGAAGCUUUCUCUUAUGGAUAAGUCAGAGACACCUAUUAUCCUUAUGAAAUCUGAAAUUAACGGAAAAUCUCCAAUCGAUAUUGCCUGUGAGAAAAAUCAACUAAAAAGCAUAGGCAUUCUACUAGAAUUGCUGACAAAAUAUUAAAAUGAUCACGGGUUUAAUUACUUGAUUGACUAAAGACUAGUGUAUUUCAUAAAGAAAGGUCUAGAUUUGACAGAAUAUUUUGAUAGUUUCCUACCAAAACUCACUAUAAUCAGUGAAAAUUACCCUACCGAGCACCAAGAUGAAGAUGAAUACAUAUUGGGAGUUAAUGACUUACCAAGGCCAAGUGAUAUCAAUGAAAAGUAUGACGAAAUAUUUGGGUAGGUAUUAGUUAACAGUACAUCUGAUGGUCUUGCAUCAAUAGAGUAUUUCCUCAUUAAUCUACCUGAUACUCUGACAAAGAACCCUAAAAAUUUAAUGAUUGCUCUUAGUGAAAGCGAAAACAUUGAGUACUUUGAGAAUCUCACCAUUCAGACAAUAAUUAAGUUUAAGUGGAACCAAUAUACCAAGAAUUAUUUUUAGAAUCAGUUCUUUAUCUUCUUAGUAUUUGUAGUAUCUUUUGUUUUAGAGAUAUACUAAUCAAUAAGCUUUGGAAAAACUUAAGCACUUCCAACAGAGGAAGAAAGAUUAUAAGGAAUUGAAUUUUAUCCAGACACAAGAAAUCUGGUGAUUAUGAUAAUUAAUAAAACUAUAUGCUCAUCAGUGUUGCUUUAUUUCUUUUACUAUGAGGUAAGAUAAGCUAGCAAGUAAGUUGGAUACUUCAAGGAGCUAUGGAAUCUCUUUGAUUUUUCUUUAAUUGCAUCCUACACAAUCCUCAAUAUUGUGGAAUACACAACUGGAGAUAAAAAUGCGAUUAUAAUUAUGGAUAUUGUAGUUGUACUAUUAUCUUUCUUAAAAGUCAACUUCUUCCUCAGGAUUUAUGAUGGCUUCAGCUUUUUGGUUUCAAUGAUGAGCAGCGUCUUCAAAGACAUAUAGUACUUUAUUCUAUUCUUUCUUGUCUUUAUUUUCUAAUUUGGAUUGAUCUUCGUUAUUCUCUUUAGUGCUCAAAGAAUUGAGGAAUAUGAUGGAAUUGGAACUGUCGGUUACUUCCUUAUGAUAUUCAGAAUUUCCUCUGGAGAUUUUGCAGUAGAUAAUUUCAAAGACUAAGGAUCAACUUUCUUGGUAGGUUUGUCUUGGACAAUAUGGGUUAUAGCUGUAUUGAUUCUGAACAUUGUUUUUAUGAACUUUAUCAUUGCUGUGAUCUCAGAGUCCUAUGAAAAAGUUAUGCAGAAAUUAGUAGCUGAAUCCUACAAAGUAAAAGCCAAUAUGAUUGUUGAGAGGGAAUUGCUUUUGAAUCCUAAUGAUGAGGAAGAAAGAAGAUUUUAUUUCCCUCAGUAUAUGAUUUUAAGAAGACCAAUUGAAACUUCUGAUGGUGAUUCAGGAGAAUGGCAAGGAUUUAUUAAGGAUUUGAAGUACACGAUUAGAACUUCAGCCUAAAAAUCUAAAACUGAAGUCAUAUAAAACGUUAUUCCAAUCCAAAAUAAAAUUGAAAUUCUAGGUAAAAACUCCGCCUCAUAGCAAGAAACAAUGAUUUGCGUUCAAACAUAAAUCGAGCUACUUUAAAAGCAAAUUCUGGAUUAAAAUUCAAAAAUCGAUACCCUUAUCAAUAAGUAGAAUUUACCUGCUAUUGGAAAGGAUGAUAUUGUCAAUCUCAACUAAAAAGUAGAGACACUCUCACUUAAAAUGGAAGGAUAUGAUAAAUCUUUGGAACAAAUCAGUGCCAAUAUUUUGAAACUUCUUGAGAAAUGA